GCUGUGGGGAUGAGGGAGAGGUGCUGGCCAUGGGGAGGGGUGCUUGCACACCCUGCUUUCCAGCUGUAGCAUCUGCAUGGCCUGGGAACACCCCCUGCUGGUCCCGGCAAGCUCACUUUCACUGGCCACUUGCCUUCUGGGCCUCAGCUUCUUUCACGUAGGCCUCUUUUCUUCCCCUCCGUGUUCUCUCUUGUUCAGAGUGCGGUUUCUUUUUGCACUGUUAUUUCUUUUUGCUUCUUGACCCCCUUCCCACUGGAAUACUUUUCCAGGGAACCUGUGGUGCAUUUGGAGAAGAGCCUUUCUUUUAAAGCCUCAUGUUUGUUGAUGUGUUUCUCAAAGAGAAGAGCAUUCAGCUGGGAGUUAGGAGACAUGGAAUCUGGCUUGGGUGCCCUACUUCCCAAACAGCAGGUUCUCUAUUGUAGAAAGAGAGUACAGCUCAGGGAUAGCUACGGUUUCCGAUAGCUGUGUGGUGUAGGGUUCUAAUGCUCUGAGGAUUUAGGGAUGAGAGUUUAGAGGUGCCUGUUUGUCAUGGUCUGAGACAGGCUAGUGGAAUGGUGCUGUCAUGAGGUCUAUAGACUUGACCUUGCUCAGGGCAAUCAGAAGAUACUGCUUAGGAGUGUGAGGGAGGACAGGCUGUAGUGUGUCUGCAGUUGGCCUCUGUUACAGGUGGCACUGCCUUGACUCAGUGCCCGUGCUCAGUUGUGUCAAGAGAGUAGUAAAGAAUGCUGUCUUGGGCUAGUGGGUAUCUCAGUUUGGGAAGGAGGAGUGAACACUCUAGGCCCACAAGCCCAAUAGACCUGGAGCCCAGGUAUAGAAAAGUUGGAUGUGGUGUUACACACUGUGAUCCCAGUCCAGGGCAAGCUGGGAGGCCGAGGUGGGAGACAAACACCUGGUCACUGGGAAGGCUGGCUGAGUUUGGAGUACAAAGUGCAGAAACAAGAGGGACCAUGCCUUUACAAGGUACAUGUAAAGAAAGGCUCCCAAAAGUCGUCCUCUGACCUCCCUAUGGCAAAUAUACACGGACACAGACGCAGAUACAUAACACACACCAGAGAGAGGGAGAGGAGAGAGAGACUGAGAAUAAAAAGCAAGCAAACAAAAAUCACCGUCUUUACAACAUGCCAUUCAUAGGCGAGUAGUCAGUAAUAGCAAAGGGUCAUAGACUGUUCCAUGACCUGCCUUGGCCUAUGAGCAGAGAAGGGUCUCCUGCCCUAUAACGUGAGAAGAGGAGAAGUUGGACAGAUAUGGGUAGCCUGUAGCUACUGGAAGGAAAAUGAAGUUACACCUGAUAGCUUUUUUCCCCCCAUUAAAUGAGGAGGGGACUGGAGAGAUGACUCUGCAGUUAAGAGUACUGUCUAUUCUUCAGAGGACCAGAGUUCAAUUCCUAGCUCCAAGAUGGAGGUUUACAACUGUCUAUAACUCUAGGUUCUAGGCCCUCUUCUGGCCUCCACAGGUACUGCAUGCAAAUACAGAUAACAUAUGCAGGCAGAAUACCCAUACACAUAAAUAAUAAAAAAUAAAGGUUAACAGUUUUAAAAAAUAUAUGGAGGAGGUCUGAGGGUGGGGGUUUUGGGGAACGUGGGUGGGGUUAGCAUCCUUGCCUUUGUAGCAGAAGGUGAGGAUGCUAAACCCAGCCUCCAGGAUCUCAGAGGCAUGCACAGGGUCAUCUGAGGUUUUCUAUGAAUUUCUAGUCCUUUCAGGCUUCUCCACUGCAAUACCUUUUUUUUCUUAGGGGCAUUCAGCUCAGGUAAAGAUGUGCAUUAAGGUCAUUCUGGGUUAAUGCACACCUUUAAUUCCUGCAUAUAGGAGGCAGACACACAUGGAUCUCUGUGAGUUCAAUGCCAGCCUUGUCUGCAUAGUAAGUUCUAGGUCGACCAGAGUCAUAUAGUGAGAACCUAUCUCAAAAGAAGAAAGAAAGGGAGUAUAACAAAGAAUUGCAGGCUCUAUAGAGCUGGACAAGGAGAAGAGUAAAGACAGAGUGCCUCGUGGCUGGAGAAGUACUUGCUGAGUCAGGGGGUGCCCAUCCCAAAGACAGAGAGGAGAAUUGCAAGAUACAUGCUAGAGUAAGUGAGCUAGAGACGGGUGAGCCUGGAAAGAGCGAUGCUAGCCAAUAUGAUAACGGAUAGUGUCUUUUCUAUGUGAACAGCCAGGCCAACAGGCCAACUCUGAGUUUGGUCCUUAGAACCCAUGUAGUGGAAGGAGAGCACCAACUCUGACUUUCCCAUGUGUGCACCAUGGCAAACACAGACACAUACACAUACACACAUACACAUACACACAUACACAUACACAUACACAUACACAUACACAUACACAUACACAUACACAUAGACACAGACACACACACAGACACCACACACAGAAAUUGCUGUUUUAAAAAAAGCAAACAAGGGGGCUGGUGAGAUGGCUCAGUGGGUAAGAGCACCCGACUGCUCUUCCCAAGGUCCAAAAUUCAAAUCCCGGCAACCACAUGGUGGCUCACAACCAUCUGUAACAUGAUCUGACGCCCUCUUCUGGAGUGUCUGAAGACAGCUACAGUGUACUUACAUAUAAUAAAUAAAUAAAUCUUUAAAAAAAAAAAAGCAAACAAAAUCAGUAAGAACAAAGCUCUAGGAAACUUUGAAUCAAUCAACAGGAGUGGAGGAAACACCUGAUAUGCACAAGAAAUAUCUAUAUUUGUUAUAGGGUCCCUGAGAUGGGUGUAGCUGUAGAGGUGACAUAGUCAGGCUGGGUCAGAGUUAGGGGCAUUCUGCCUGGCCCUGGGCUCCUGGAACUCCACCUACAUGAGAAGAUCUUGUCCAGAAGCUGGAUUUAAGAGCUAUAAAUAUCUCCUUAAGUCCUUGCUAGGUGCCUGUCAGGUGCCAUGGUCCUGAAGAGAGAUGUAUCUGAGCCUUGAGACUCAGAAGGGGGAGCAGAGGUGGUUGGCUGAGGCCAAGGUUGAGCCCACCUUCCUUUGUUAACUUGCAGGUCUUCGGAGCCUCAUCCAGGGUUCGAGGAAGGGCUCUCUGAGGUCUGAGGACCUGGGUGUGUGUCAGUGCUAACAUUUCUGUCAAAGGAAGAGUCUUUAGACCUCUGCUGGGUGUGACUGAGUGAUAUGACUUCUAGGAUCUUCUAGGUGAGGUGAGAAAGGAAGGAGUCUGGAUCUCACACUGAGGAAUUUCUAGUCUGGGUGACAGAUUGGGAUUGCACUUGGGGAACUGCAGGGCAGCCCAGAUCUGCAGGUCAGAGGAAAGGGUCAUAGGUAAGGAAGACAUCUUGGAGGAAGAAGAUAGUAGUCUAAGAAAUGUCUCAGACAAGGACUGAGUUCCCAGCCACUGCUGUCUGCCCUACUGAAGUGCCAGGCAGGUAGCCCCAUGGUUUGAAAAGAUGUUUUUAGGUCUUUUUCUCCUUCUAUUUCCUGUCCUUGCUUUGUAAGAAAAGAUAAGAUGGUCUCUUGCUUUGGGGUUAGUGAUCGCUGUGGAUCUGAGAGGACCAAGGGCUGACCUGUGGUCUUAUGUAUAGAAUCCCGGUCUCUUGCAUGCUAAGCUAAAUUCUUAACACGGCCCUCCCAACCCCCCCACCCCCCCAACACACACAUCAGAGGCCUUGCUUACUAGGAUAGGACCCUGAGGCUUUGAGAUCCUUCCAGGGGCCUUGCUGGGCAGAAGCUCUGCGUUCUUCUUGCUCUAGAGACUCUUGGUUGUUGGGAUUUCUCAGAUUCCUAAGGGUGAAUUGGGGAAGUGUUGACCAAGCUCCCAGCUUGCUUUCUUAUAGUCUAUACUCUUGUGUGUGUGUGUGUUUCUUGUGUAUUCAUUGGUAUGGCUUGUGGGUCCCCCCCUCCCUCUCCCUCUCCCUCUCUCUCUCUCCCCCCUCCCUCUCCCUCUCCCUCUCUUUCCCCUCCCUCUUCCUCUCCCUCUCUCUCUCUCUCUCUGUGUUUGCAUUUAUGCAUGUAUGUCCACAUAUGUCCAUAUCUUGCUGCUUGUCUGUGUUUAUGCCAUGUAUUUGUUUGUGAGUCUAUAUGGAAUCCCUGGUGUGUGUCUCCAUGUCUGGACACUCACGUGUCUCUGUAUGGACUUUGGUGUCUGUGUGUGUAUCUGGUUUCUAUCUCUGUGUGUGCAUGUGCUCCUGGGUCUGCAGUGAACAGCGUCACGCUGGCCGUGAACCUGGUGGGCUGUCUCGCGUGGCUGAUCGGAGGCGGGGGAGCCACCAACUUUGGCCUGGCCUUUCUCUGGCUCAUCCUCUUCACACCUUGCUCCUACGUCUGCUGGUUUCGGCCCAUUUACAAGGCCUUCAAGACAGACAGUUCCUUCAGCUUCAUGGCAUUCUUCUUCACCUUCAUGGCUCAGCUGGUCAUCAGCAUCAUCCAGGCUGUGGGAAUUCCAGGCUGGGGUGUCUGCGGCUGGAUUGCCACCAUUUCCUUCUUCGGGACGAACAUCGGCUCAGCAGUGGUGAUGCUCAUUCCCACGGUCAUGUUCACAGUUGUGGCCGUCUUUUCCUUCAUUGCUCUUAGCAUGGUUCAUAAGUUCUACCGGGGUAGCGGAGGCAGUUUCAGCAAGGCUCAGGAGGAAUGGACCACUGGAGCGUGGAAGAACCCACAUGUGCAGCAGGCAGCCCAGAAUGCAGCCAUGGGGGCUGCUCAGGGUGCCAUGAAUCAACCGCAGACUCAGUAUUCUGCCACUCCCAACUACACGUACUCCAAUGAGAUGUGAGCCAGCCAAGCCCACCAGGAGGCAGGGCUGGGGGCCAGUGGGACAGGGGGCUUAAGCCACAUCUUCUGUGUGGUGACCAAGCAGGGUUCCCCCUUCCCUUUUCUCCUCCCCAACUUUGUACAAAGAAUCAGAGUUAUAUAUAUAUAUAUAUAUAUGUGUGUACGUAUAUGUAUAUGUCUAUCCCUGCCCCCACCUUUGGGUCCUCUGGGAACUUUGCACUGCACAAGAAGUGUUUUCUGUGCAUUGGUAGCCAAGCCUAUGUCCCCUUGUGAGAUAAUGUACAGUGGCGAUCUCUUGUUGUGGUGCUAGAUGUAUGUUUAGAACUAAACCAGCCCCCUCCAUCCAUCAGGUUGUCCCCUCUGACCCUGGCCCAGAGACUCCACAGGCCAGGGGGAGGCCUAGCAGGGAGCCAGAUACCUUGUGCAGGGUGAUGAGCCUAAGCUAUUUCUGCCUUUAGUCCCAUUGGGAAGCAACAGUAUUAGUGUUCAUGGUGAUAGGCAGGUUCUAGGCGAUGGGACAGAGAGGAUGUCCCCUUGCUCCCUGUAGUCCUCCCUCCACCUCCUCUUCCCCUCGUUCCUCCCUCAUUGUGAGAUUCUUUGUGCUCAUUUCCCUAGCUGGCUCCUCCGUGAUCUUUUUCCUCCCCAUGUAGCUUUUCGUUGUCUUCCUAAAGCGGGGUGUCUCAGUUAUGUCUGCUUUUAAGACUACCCAGAUACCCCCAAUCCGCUCCCCAGUUCCAGGAAGCUGACAUGGGAGCUCAGCCAACCCUGACGUGGAAGGGGCACCCAGCUUGGGGAUUCUGAGCCCAUUUGGUACUUGAUACGGGGGAGGGGGGGGAAUGGAAAUGCAGAGCUGAUCUCCUUGAUUCUGCAAGCCUGGCCCGCAGAGGCAGGCAUCUCCUUUUCCCUCUCCUGGCUUCCACCCCUUGCUGCCCAGAUCCACCUUGAGCCGCUCUGCAUUUCCCGCUGGCUUGUAUGAGGCACUUGCCAGGUGUAAAGGCCGUGGUGGAACAGAGGGCAUCAUUGGUCGCUGGGGGAGGUGUGGCUGGCCCCAGCUCAGAAGGGCUUCUAGCUUCUCAAAGUGACCACUGGAUUCCUGGAAGGAGUAGCUGUUCUAAUUGAGUCUGGCAGAAAGGAUAGAGGUCAGAAGGUUAGGUCUGAAGGGGGAAGAUCUGAGGAGAAGUCAAAUAGGACCCAUUGAGAGGGUAGUUCACCUCUCCAGUCUCCCUUGUCCUGGCUACAGGACACAUUCUGCAGAGAUGCUCCCAGGCCCAGUUCAAGCUGCAAGCACAAUGUCCUGAGUAGGAUUCCUGGUUGGCAGGAGGAAGGGCAGGAUGGCUCUGCCUUUAGUUUUUAGUUUAGUGUUCUGUCCUUCCCUCCUCUUCCAUUCACGAGAACGACAGGAUUCGAUUCCAGGCCUUUCCUUAGUUCUCUUAGAACCCUCAUCUCUCUCUAGACUGAUCUUAGUUCCUGGGACUGUAUCUUUCAAGCAGGGUGUGGACAUUGUCUGGUAUCUUAUUCCUCUGCAUGAGGCCUGAGGUGGGUAGGCCUUACCAAGGAGCAGCUGGCUGUUUCUCAUCUCCUUGCAACAGAAACCCACCUAGGCUAGGGAGACUGGAAAACCAUACCACAUUGGUUUGCCUUGGACCCUAAGACUUGGUUUCAGGCCACCUUGAGCUUUGAUUUUUCAGCUUCUUCCUUGUAAGAGAAUCCAAGAGUGUCUGGAAAGUUCCUUUCCUGUUGACUCCCUAGGCUUAGUUGAUUCUCUCCCCUACUGUUUUCUCUAUGGAGAGCAGUUGUCAUAGCUCCUGCUACCCUGAGAGAUUCUAGGGCUAGGCUCUUCCUCCUCUUCCCUUCUCCCAGCUCCCUUUCUCUUAGUCCUCUGUUACUUCCAGGAAAGCUGUGAUCCAGCUGCCAGCCUAGCAUCCACAGCUGUUGGGUGUUACCCCCAGUCAACUUCCUGUCCUAUCGGCCUCUCCUCUUUCCUGGCUCACACCUAUUGGCCAUGCCUGGCACUGCCCUUGGGAAAGCCUGUCACCAGUGUCUGGCCCAGCUGCUCAGGCACUGGGAUGCUGCAUCUUCAGGCAACUAUGCACUUUGAUGAGGAGAGAGUGAGAGAGAUGGGGCCGGGCACAGAUGGUUUGCUUGAGGGGUGGGAGGGCCUGGUGGAUGCUGGGAGUCCUCCUGUCUGUCGCCAGCCAGUGACCUGCUUUUGCAUUCUCCUGGUGCCCACUGCCCCUUGUUUCUGAGAGACACAAACUAUCCCCUCAUUGGCAGUUGACCUGCCCGAGCCAGUGUCUAUCUGUGUAACUGGAUGAAUAUAAUAAAGGGAUCAUUUGACCCUGUA
Molecule: messenger RNA, 7031 nt
Organism: Mus musculus (house mouse)
Lineage: Eukaryota; Metazoa; Chordata; Mammalia; Rodentia; Muridae
Gene: Scamp5
Product: secretory carrier membrane protein 5
Exons: 4
Coding region: 3798-4688 (296 amino acids)
Biological process (GO): negative regulation of endocytosis; protein transport; response to endoplasmic reticulum stress
Cellular component (GO): plasma membrane; synaptic vesicle membrane; Golgi apparatus
Molecular function (GO): protein-containing complex binding
Source: RefSeq, a predicted model, not a curated record